Megalops cyprinoides (Indo-Pacific tarpon) is the source of this 2702-nucleotide messenger RNA. RefSeq names its product lipolysis stimulated lipoprotein receptor (gene lsr). Gene Ontology annotation, biological process: establishment of blood-brain barrier; tricellular tight junction assembly. Lineage: Eukaryota; Metazoa; Chordata; Actinopteri; Elopiformes; Megalopidae. The record is from RefSeq and is a predicted model, not a curated record. Bases 188 to 2047 code for a protein of 619 amino acids. Gene Ontology annotation, cellular component: tricellular tight junction; plasma membrane. The transcript is spliced from 11 exons.
AGAGCGAGACAAAAUGGAGGAGUUACCUGUUUGACGGAGGAAAGGAAAUAUAGGAUAACCACUGUAUCGGCCACACCACUAUACUAUUGCUUAAGUUGUACCGUGUGCGUUUUUGUUACUGCGACCACUCCAUUCGUAGUUUGUAAGCCACGUUUGAGCUGUACACCGUUUUGGACGGAUUUCCAAAAUGGCUCUGACUGUCUUUGUAUACGCCCUCAUGCUAACAGGCUCUGCCAUGGCUAUCACGGUAAACUGUCCGACCAAGAGGUAUGUGGUCAUCCUGUUCCAGCCGGUCACCCUCACCUGUAACUACCAGACGUCCUCCACGCAGCCUCCGGUGGUGACCUGGAGGUACAAGUCGUACUGCCGUGACCCCAUCCAGGCGGCGCUGAACCCCAGCAGCGCAGAGAACGCUCUGGCCCAGGCCAACCCCAACUACAACCCCAACAUCGAGUGCGCAGACAGCCUGCGCACCGUGCGCAUCGUGGCGUCCAAGCAGGGCAGCGCAGUCACCCUCGGGGAAAUGUACCAGGGCCGCAAGAUCAGCGUCAUCAACAACGCGGACCUGAACAUUGCGCAGACAGCCUGGGGGGACAGUGGGGUGUACGUGUGCUCUGUGGUGUCCUCCCAGGACCUCACCGGAAACAGUGAGGACUACACAGAGCUCAUCGUGCUGGAGAGAAAGUCUAAUACUACAGAUCUGCUGCCUGGCAUUGACUUACUGGUCAUGGAAGAUUGGCUGCUGGUGGUGUUGGUGGUGUUCGGUUUCCUGUUGCUGUUGCUGUUGAUUGGUAUCUGCUGGUGCCAGUGCUGCCCCCACACCUGCUGCUGCUACGUCAGCUGCCCCUGCUGUCCCGAGCGCUGCUGCUGCCCCCGAGCACUGUAUGAGGCCGGGAAGGCGGUUAAAUCAGGCGCCAUGAGUCAGUAUGCCGGCACGGUCUACGCCCCCAGCAUGUACGCCCAGCCGCCGUACAUGGGGGGCGUGAACCCCCCCGUGCCCAUGCUGCCGUUGCCCCCCACCGCUGCAGUGCCGCCCAACGGCUACCCCCGCGAUUACGAUGGAGCCAGCUCAGUUGGCCAGGGUUCCCAGGUGCCUUUGCUGCAGGACAGUGGUCCAAACUCAACACGCAGUGGGUAUCGCAUCCAGGCCAACGCGGACGGCAACCCCACGCGUGUGCUGUACUACAUGGAGAGGGAGCUGGCCAACCUGGACCCGUCGCGCCCGGGAGACUCGUCUGGGAAUUAUAACCGCUUGGAAGCCAUGAGCGAGGUGAGCUCUCUGCAUGACGAUCUGGACCCCCGGACGCGUGGCCGGUCCCAGCCCCCCCCUCUGCCCACUGUCUUCGACCAGGAUGAGAACAUGAGCACCAUCAGCAGCGUAUCCCAGCAUGCUCGACGUGAUGGCUACCCCAGGCGGGGAGGAGGGGGAGGGCCCUCCGCGGGGUACCCGCCAGCCCGCGGCCGCGCCCGCUCUAUGGACAACUUGGAUGACAUCGGCCGUGGUUACCGUGACGACUACUCGCCCCAGCGGCGUGAGGGGGGAGCCAGAGGAGGCAGGAGAGGGUCUGACGACGAGUGGAGCAGCAGCGGGCGUGGAGGCUACGACCGUAACUAUGACGACCGCAGGAGACACGACUACUCUCCUGACAGGCAGCAGAGGGGCGGGGCCUACCAGGCGAGGCGCAGCCGUAGCCGUGACGACCUGAUGGACCUGGAGAGGGAUCGCGGGCGGGGGGGACGGGACGCCUAUGACGACAGCUUCCUGCAGGAGGCGCUGCAGAGGAAGAAGAUGGGGGAGCAGCAGCGAGCGCGCAGCCGGGACAGGCUGGACAGCGAGAGUGACCGCUCGGAGCGCGGCAGGGGGGCCCGGGGCCCGCCCCCCCUCCCCGCGGCCCCGCCCGCCGGCCCCCCCGCCCGCCGCCGGUACAGCGACGAUGGCUUCCCACCCCCGCCCCCGCCCUACAGCGAGGACGAGAGCGUGACGUCCUCCAAGAAGAGCAACCUGCGUAAGAACGGAGCGGUGAGCCGGGAGAGUCUAGUGGUGUGAGCGGAGUCUGACCGCCGGCUGCAGCUCCGUGCCAAAGGGCCUCACAGCGUGAGCACAGCAGAACUUUGCCAUGUUUUACUGGGAGAAUUUCACUCCCACAUUAAUGAUCUCGGUCCAAUAACAGUUUUAUCAGAGCUGGAGACUCCAGCUCUGUGUGUGUAUAUGCAUAUAUAUAUAUGGGGGAAUACAGCCAAGGGGAUAUAGGAGUCUCAGUGUAAAUGCCUUUAAUCCAAAGCUCACCUAACCUCAGAGCAUUUUGUGUAAUUGUUCUUAUAUUUUUAGAAUAUUUUGAAAUGAUAACUUGUUACUGUUUUUUAUUGUUUGUAAAAAGUGGACCUGAAAGCUAUGGCGUUUUAAUAUUUUUUAAAUAAUACUAUAAAUUCAAUGCUUAAAUAUUGGCAGUGUGCAUUUGAAAGUGCUAGUAUUGCGCUGUGUUGGAUGCUUGUGUUGUUUUUUUAGUCUUAUGGAUGUGCAAGCUAAAUUUCCUCUGCUUGAGAAUGAAAAAAGUCUGUUGUUCAUGUAACGUUCUAUUUUGUGUCUUGGCAUAAAUGUUUGUACAGUUUACUUAUCAAGCUCACACUCAGUAGACUAAUUCUGUGCUUCCUGUUGUACAACAAACUACAGUUUCCAAUAAAGCAUUUUUUUUUUUACAAAG